AUGUCUUCAUCAACAACGAUUGAACCAUCCAGCAGUGUGGUAAUGUCUUCAUCAUUAGUGAUUGAAGCAUCCAGCAGUUUAGCCGAGUCUACAUCAUCAGUGGUGGAAAAAUUAAGCAGUUUAGCCGAGUCUACAUCAUCAAUGGUUCAACCAUCUAGCAGUUUAGCAGAGUCUACAUCAUCAGUGGUGGAACCAUUAAGCAGUUUAGCCGAGUCUACAUCAUCAAUGGUUCAACCAUCAAGCAGUUUAGUACAGUCUACAUCAUCAAUGGUGGAACCAUCAAGCAGUUUAGCAGGGUCUACAUUAUCAAUGGUUAAAUCAUCCAGCAGCUUGGUAAUGGAGCCAUCAUCAGAGGUUCACCCAUCCAGUAGCUUGAUAAUGUCUUCAUCAUCACUGGUUGAACUAUCGACCAGUUUGCUAAUGUCUUCAUCAACAACGAUUGCACCAUCCAGCAGUGUGGUAAUGUCUUCAUCAUCAGUGGUAGGACCAUCAAGCAGUUUGCUAAUGUCUUCAUCAACAACGAUUGAACCCUCCAGCAGUGUGGUAAAGUCUUCAUCAUCAGUGAUUGAAGCAUCCAGUAGUUUGGUAAUGUCUUUAUCAUCACUGAAUGAACAAUCGAGCAAUCUGGUAAUGUCUCCAUCAUCACUGAUUGAACCAUCAGGCAGUUUGGUAAUGUCUUCAUCAUCAAUGGCUGAACCAUCAAGCAGUUUGGCAAUGUCUUCAUCAUCAAUGGCUGAACCACUAAGCAGCUUGCAAAUGUCUUCAUCAUCAGUUGUUGAACCAUCGAGCAGUCUGGUAAUGCCUUUAUCAUCAAUGAUUGAACCAUCGAGCAGUCUGGCAAUGUCUCUAUCAUCAGUGGUUGAACCAUCGAGCAGUUUGGCAAUGUCUCUAUCAUCAGUGGUUGAACCAUCGAGCAGUCUGGUAAUGUCUCUAUCAUCAGUGGUUGAACCAUCAAGCAGUCUGCUUGCUAAUUUCUUCAUUAACAAUGGUUGA
Lineus longissimus is the source of this 993-nucleotide messenger RNA. RefSeq lists its product as uncharacterized. NCBI's taxonomy places the organism in Eukaryota, Metazoa, Nemertea, Pilidiophora, Heteronemertea, Lineidae. The record is from RefSeq and is a predicted model, not a curated record. The transcript has 2 exons. Bases 1 to 993 code for a protein of 330 amino acids.